AUGAGUUCCRUCAUGGAAAAACGCUCGUUCUUUACCUCAAAUUAUGAGCCUUCGACAAUCACAGAACUCAAUAGAUAUGAAGGAUUCUUUCCCAAGUUUCAUGAUAGYUCUUUUGGUCAAUUUUCAAUGRUAAAAGAGAAAACAAGUCCCACGUCAACGCRUUCAUCGAGCUUCUCUUUCAAUGAUGAUGGAUUAUCGAACGCAUCAUCUUCAUUUUCAAGUGAAGACGAUAGCCCUGGAUAUCUGAAGUUUACAGGCAACUUUACAUCGUUCUUUGGACGCACCAAAGCAUUCUUUAAAACACCACAGAAAACYUCUCAUAAGCGCCAAAGCCCACGAAAGCCUCUCAAGCCAAUGAAGAGCGUCAAUGAAAGCGACCCUGACUUCAAAGGCGUAACCUUCCAGAURAAACCAMUAUUGAGAGGCAAAGGAAAGCACGAGGGGACAAAAUCCCAGCUAGUCAUCGACUGUUCUUUUUCAGGAAAGAAGAAAAAGAGGAAUACCUCGCCGUCGUCAAGACGAAGAUCAUGCUCUCCAAAGCUCAAUCCAGCUAUUUACAAAUUAGGMCAGUCACCAAACUAUUUGUGCAGCGAUCCUUGCUUUGAUCCUGAGCUGGGCGUGGCUCCUCUUCAUUUAGAGAAAGAGUGCGCAUCCUGCGGCGUUGGAAAAACACCCCUUUGGAGAGAUGCAGAAGACGGUACUCCCCUGUGUAAUGCAUGUGGAAUACGGUAUAAGAAAUACCGUAUCAGAUGUCUCCAGUGCUGGUACAUCCCCAAGAAGGAGGAAAAGGCGCUUCCCUGCUGCCCCUGUUGUGGCCACACCUUUAAAGUAACGCUGACUCGAAGAGGUAGCUUGAMAAGUGACUAAUUUCCUUGCACCACUUCAUGUACUUGCAGAGGAAUGGAAAAACUUUGGGUGGUAGAAUUUACARUGUUAAAAAGAGAGUACAAAAUGAYGUCAGGAUUUGCGAUGUUGGUACAAUGUUUGAUUCUAUUUGUUGGUGUAAUCAA
Molecule: messenger RNA, 1010 nt
Organism: Exaiptasia diaphana
Lineage: Eukaryota; Metazoa; Cnidaria; Anthozoa; Actiniaria; Aiptasiidae
Product: transcriptional regulatory protein GAT1
Exons: 2
Coding region: 1-867 (288 amino acids)
Biological process (GO): oocyte development; spermatogenesis; regulation of transcription by RNA polymerase II
Cellular component (GO): nucleus
Molecular function (GO): sequence-specific DNA binding; zinc ion binding
Source: RefSeq, a predicted model, not a curated record